AUGUAUCGGAACCACCCAUCUCCUUCGUAUUGCCAGGAAGAGGGCCAACUCGAUGCUCAUUAUGAGUAUCAAUACGAGACGCUCGCUCUAAGGGGGAGGGNNNNCUAUGGUCUCACGCCCAACUUGCAGACCUUCUUGAAGGAGUUUGCUGGUAUGGAAGAUAGUGGUGCCAACUCUUAUAUUUCUAUUUUCAAUUCGAUCAUUUAUUUGACCCCCCUAGUGUCGGCCGCCUUGUCCGAUACCAUCCUCGGUCUAUACGUCACGAUCGUCAUAUUUUCACUGAUCUAUGCAUGUGGGUUGGUUCUACUGACGCUAUCAGCAAUCGAGUCUAUCUCUGAACAAUGGAUGAUUGAUGUGGCACUACUUUUCCUUAUCGCACUCGGUGCUGGUGGUAUCAAGAGUUGUGUGAACAUCAUGGGGGCUCAGCAGUUUCACCCUGAGCACCAUAAGGACCUUAUCACGAGGUAUUACACCUAUUUCUAUGCUACCAUCAAUGUUGGUAGUAUUAUUGGUGGUAUCGUCUCCCCCAUCCUUGUGCAAGAGUGCUCCUUCUUUGUUGCUUUCCUCUUCAUCACAAUCGUCUUCUUGUGCGCCUGCGUGGUAUUCCUAUCGGGUGGUAUGUUGGGAAGAUACGUCAAGCCGAAGCCGCAGGGUUCGGCAGUUCUGAAAGUGGUUGAGGUCAUCGGUGUGGCAUGUACUAAGUUCUCAUUCGAGAAGUGUAAGAGGUCGAAGGGUGGUAAAUUCGACGAUUCUUUUAUUGAGGAUACGAAGUGCUUACUACGAUUGGUGCCCAUGUUUGUUAUUGUUAUACCUUUCCAAAUGGUCUACACUCAGAUGACUACUGCUUACUUGACUCAGGCAACAAAGAUGGAUACAGAUACUUUCGGUUGGGAUAUGCCCGCAGCAAUGUUCCAAAAUGUUGAUCCCUUCGCUGUUAUUGUUAACUCACUGAUAUUGGAUCAGCUUAUAUUCCCCUUCUUGCAAAAGAGGAAUAUGAUGCCCUCCGUGUUGGUGAGGUUCUGUCUGGGUUGCGUGGCUGGUGCAUGUUCCCUGCUAUGUGCUAUGGGGUUGGAGUAUGUUGUGAUGGCGAAACCUCUAUUCACUAUCUCAGCAUGGUGGCAGGUCCCCCAAUUCUGGCUUAUUGCUCUUGGUGAGUGUUUCCUAUUUGCUACUUCAUAUGAAGUCGCAUUCACUUACUCACCUGGGCAAUUGAAGGCGUGUGCCUCAGGGUUGAACUUGUUGUUCUUCUCCUUCGGCUCUAUGCUUUCGGCUGUCCUUUUCCAGGUCUGUUCACCUUGGUUACCUGAUUUCAAACCUGAUGAUCCUUCUACGUGGGGUGGUUCUCAUUACGAUUACUACUACAUGGUUCUAAUCGCUUUCUGCGUCCUGGGUGCUGUCGGUAGUCUAGCGCUGAUUCCGUACUUUAACAGAGUCGCCGCGGCCAACUUGGGUGUUGCUCAGAAGGAUGUGAAGCAAAUGAAGGAGGGUGAUGCUGAUACGGUCAUUGAUGGUUUCGAUGGGGAGUCGUCGAAGUCUGCCGUGAAGUCCGACCGUGUUGUUGUUGAUCUGGAAGGUUGA
Perkinsus marinus ATCC 50983 is the source of this 1578-nucleotide messenger RNA. Its product is annotated as Peptide transporter, putative. The coding region runs from base 1 to 1578 and encodes 525 amino acids. Lineage: Eukaryota; Perkinsozoa; Perkinsida; Perkinsidae. Gene Ontology annotation, biological process: oligopeptide transport; transmembrane transport. The transcript has 3 exons. The record is from RefSeq and is a predicted model, not a curated record. Gene Ontology annotation, cellular component: membrane. Gene Ontology annotation, molecular function: transmembrane transporter activity.